AUGCCCAGCAAAAUCUUCGGCGUUGACCUACGCCUGCCCCAGCCGCAGAACGAAAGGCCUGGCAAAACAACUUCAAGCGCCACCAACAGUCCUGCUUCAUCCCGAAGAGGCCUCAAGUUGGGGAGCAGCGACAAGAAGAACAAGGAACGGUCCUUGUCGAAAGAUCGCAAAAUUGGGCCGUCGCAACUGUCGCCUUCAAUCCAACCGAAGUCCGUGAAAUUGGGCAUGUACAUGGAAAGCCCGCCGACUCUGUUUAUCGGCGCACCGUCACAAUCAUCCGGAGUGUUGAUGUCCGGGCGGCUGCAAGUCACUCCCAACGUCCCAGAAGCCACACUCAACAGCGUCACUAUGUAUCUGGAAUGCACAACGACCACGAAGCGACCAGUCUCCGAUCGGUGCCGCGAAUGCCAGACUCAGAUCAACGACCUGUAUGAGUGGCAUUUUUUCACGCAACCGAAGACUUUCAAGGCGCAAAAUGGGAUGCAAGAGCUGCCAUUCUCGCACUUGAUUCCCGGACACCUUCCUGCGACUACUCACGGCCAGAUUGGAAGCCUCGAUUAUUCACUUCAUGUGAAAGCGAAGGCAGCUGACGGGCAAGAAAUCGAAUUCCGCCGCGAGCUCAAGUUCCAGCGGGCGCUGCUUCCUGGGAACGAGAAGAACAGUGUUCGCAUUUUCCCACCAACCACGCUCGCACUUCACGUCACACUCCCGAGUGUCAUCCACCCGAUCGGCGAAUUUCCGAUACAAUGUCGUAUGACGGGCAUCACGACGCAGAAGGGUAACGACACCGCCCGCUGGCGACUGCGAAAACUUCUCUGGCGCAUCGAAGAGUUCGAGUCCAUGGUCUCACCAGCUUGCAGCAAGCACGCCAGCAAAGUCGGCGGCGAGGGCAAAGGCAUCUCGCACGAGAACACCCGCGAGGUCGGCAUGGACGAGCUCAAACAAGGCUGGAAAACGGACUUUGACGGCGAAGGCUCGAUCGAGGGCGAGUUCAACGCCGCUAUCGAUGCGUCUGCGAAACCACAGUGCGAUGUGAAUGCACAGAACGGCCUCAGGAUAUCGCACACCCUCAUCAUUGAGCUGGUCAUUGCGGAGGAAUGGGCCACGGGCAAGAAGCCUGGCGCUGCCACUCCAACCGGUGCCGCCAGGGUGCUUCGCACGCAGUUCAAUCUCAAUGUGACGGAACGAGCAGGCAUGGGCCUGAGCUGGGACGACGAGCAGCCGCCCAUGUAUGAAGAUGUUCCAGUAUCGCCACCGCACUACCAGGGGGAGCACACGACCAUGACAGACUACGAAGGCGAUGAUUUGCAUGAGGAUGUGGAGCACUUGGUCCUCACGCCUUGA
Messenger RNA from Saxophila tyrrhenica, 1344 nucleotides. It is a transcript of the gene LDB19, whose product is annotated as Endocytosis regulator. Bases 1 to 1344 code for a protein of 447 amino acids. Gene Ontology annotation, cellular component: cytosol; cytoplasm; plasma membrane. Gene Ontology annotation, biological process: ubiquitin-dependent endocytosis. NCBI's taxonomy places the organism in Eukaryota, Fungi, Ascomycota, Dothideomycetes, Mycosphaerellales, Extremaceae. The record is from RefSeq and is a predicted model, not a curated record. The transcript is spliced from 2 exons. Gene Ontology annotation, molecular function: ubiquitin protein ligase binding; protein-macromolecule adaptor activity.